AUGUCCUCAACAGAAUCUAAACCAGAAUCAAGCAAGGAAGAACACACGACGACAUACACCGGCAUGGCCAGCUCGGCAGCUGGAACUGCUGCAGAGACUGCUACAAAUGCCGCCGCGGGUGUAAAAGACACAAUGUUUAGCAUGUUUGGCGGAGGCGGCGGCGCAAAGAAAGAAUCCAACGAAGCCAAACCGGGGGAGGAGGAUAGAAGCGGAAGUGCUAAAGCUAUAAAGGAGAAAGAAAAAGAAAAGGACCAGGAAGAAGCCAAAGAGGUUGGGAAAGGGAACGAAGACGGUGAUGACGCGCCCGAAUCGCCCGAGGUGCACUUUGAGCCUGUAGUCCACCUGACCGAGCAAAUCGAGACAAGGACCAAUGAAGAACUAGAGGAGCAGACAUUCAAAAUGCGUGCCAAAUUGUUCAAAUUUGAUAAGGACUCACGUGAAUGGAAAGAGCGAGGAACUGGAGAAGUGAGACUUCUAAAGCACAAGGAGAAUAUGAAGACUCGGCUCGUCAUGAGGAGGGACAAGACUCUGAAAGUCUGCGCUAAUCAUUAUGUGGUUCCGGAUAUGAAAUUGACAGCUAAUGUUGGGAGUGACCGAAGCUGGGUGUGGAACGCCGCUGCAGACGUGAGCGAAGGCGAGCCAGAGCCGGUAACGCUUGCCAUCAGAUUUGCGAAUAGCGACAAUGCAAAAUUAUUCAAGGACGCAUUUGAGGCAGCACAGGAGGAGAACAUGAGGUUAUUCCCGCAGGAGGAGAGUUCGGAGGGCAAGGAGCCAGCUCCGGCUGCAGAAUCAUAG
Molecule: messenger RNA, 795 nt
Organism: Bacidia gigantensis
Lineage: Eukaryota; Fungi; Ascomycota; Lecanoromycetes; Lecanorales; Ramalinaceae
Exons: 4
Coding region: 1-795 (264 amino acids)
Biological process (GO): nucleocytoplasmic transport
Cellular component (GO): nuclear pore; cytoplasm
Molecular function (GO): GTPase activator activity
Source: RefSeq, a predicted model, not a curated record